Molecule: messenger RNA, 699 nt
Organism: Mesoplodon densirostris (Blainville's beaked whale)
Lineage: Eukaryota; Metazoa; Chordata; Mammalia; Artiodactyla; Ziphiidae
Product: immunoglobulin lambda-1 light chain-like
Exons: 4
Coding region: 1-699 (232 amino acids)
Biological process (GO): immunoglobulin production involved in immunoglobulin-mediated immune response; peptide antigen assembly with MHC class II protein complex; antigen processing and presentation of exogenous peptide antigen via MHC class II
Cellular component (GO): MHC class II protein complex
Molecular function (GO): MHC class II protein complex binding
Source: RefSeq, a predicted model, not a curated record
AUGGCCUGGACCCCUCUCCUGCUCCCCCUCCUCACUCUCUGCACAGGUUCUGUGGCCUCUUCUCAGCUGACUCAGCCACCUGCGGCAUCCGUGUCCUUAGGACAGACAGCCAGGAUCACCUGCCAGGGAGACAACUUAGGAAGCUAUUAUGCUGGCUGGUACCAGCAGAAGCCAGGACAGGCCCCUGUGCAGGUCAUUGAUGGGUAUAACGACCGGGCCUCAGGGAUCCCUGACCGAUUCUCUGGCUCCAAUUCAGGCAACACAGCCACCCUGACCAUCAGCGGGGCCCAGGCCGAGGACGAGGCUGACUAUUACUGUGCGUCAGCUGACAGCAGUGAUUAUGCUGCGUUCGGCGGAGGGACCAAGCUGACCGUGCUGGGUCAGCCCGCGUCUGCGCCCUCAGUCACUCUGUUCGCGCCCUCCACUGAGGAGCUCAGCGCCAACAAGGCCACCCUGGUGUGUCUCAUCAAUGACUUCUACCCGGGCAGCGUGAAGGUGGCCUGGAAGGCAGGCAGCAACACCAUCACCAGGGGCGUGGAGACCACCCAGCCCUCGAAACAGAGCAACAGCAAGUACGCGGCCAGCAGCUACCUGGCCCUGACGGCCAGCGAGUGGAAAUCUUACGACAGGGUCAGCUGCCAGGUCACGCACGAGGGGAGCACCGUGGAGAAGACAGUGUCGCCUUCCGAGUGCACUUAG